Messenger RNA from Halichondria panicea, 1009 nucleotides. RefSeq lists its product as uncharacterized. The record is from RefSeq and is a predicted model, not a curated record. Bases 60 to 851 code for a protein of 263 amino acids. The transcript has 5 exons. NCBI's taxonomy places the organism in Eukaryota, Metazoa, Porifera, Demospongiae, Suberitida, Halichondriidae.
UGAUUUUAGUUGACAAUAUCAGUUGAAUUAAGCUAAGCCCAACACUGACCACUAAAAAAAUGAUGUUCCCUAGUUUUUCUGCGAUUCUUGUGCUGUCUACUCUGGCUUACAGCAGCUAUGCUGUACCAAUUUUGAGUUCAAGCAAUGUUGUUCCUUGGAGUAUUUUGAAAUGGCCCAGUUAUCCAAAAGCUGAGGUAAAAGUGCUGGAGCAAGUUGCUGCACAAGCCUCCAAACUGAUUCUUGAUUCAAUGCUCAAUUCAGAGAAAGAGGAAAACAAAGAUGAAGCUGAAGCUAGUCUAAAGCAAUCAUUAAAUUUUGGAAACCUUUUUGACAAUAUUAUUCCAAACACUUUUCCCUCACCACGAGAAAACAAGGAAGAAGCUAAAGUUAAAGAGCAAUCACUCGGACAACUUUUUGGCAAUAUUCACUCACAAUUUGAGGAGACUGAUAAAGUGGAGGAACAACAACACCAACAACAAACUUUUGCUGAUCUUCUUAGUGAGAUAAACAAUAGAGCAAGUGAGUUGAUAAAAGCACGUACACCUUUGAACAAACAUCAGAAGUCAGAUGCAGAUCAAGCUCGUGAUCAAUUUUUUACCGACUUACGCAAUACCUUGUCUGAUGCUAUUCGAGCACCAACAAGGAAUGGAUUUCCUACUAACAGAAUUUCCCAGUUCCCAACUCAGCGGUACAUAUACCCAACCAUCGCCCCGACUAAAUACAACUACCCAUCUCCAACUCAGCGAUACAUACACCCAACCAGAGCCCCGACUAAAUACAACUACCCAUCUCCACCAACCUAUAACACCGGCUGGAUAAAGGAGCUCUUGGAUAUGAGCAAGAAUGAGUGAAGUAAUUCUCAUGAAUAGAAAGAACUAUAGAGAACAUUUCUUGAACAAUUUUAGUUGUGAUUAUUUACUACACUAGUACAAAAAUAGUUGGUUUAGCCUAUAGUAGGUAUCUUUCAAAAUAUGAGUUUGCAAGUAUGAUUAUUCAUUCUCUUCAGAAA